GAAGCACUUCAUUCCACAACACCGAAGCUAUUGGGGAGCUCAAUUAGACUCCGCGAGUAUGGCGACUUCCACUCAGCCGACGUACAUUCCUAGCAAAGUCGCCAAGUCCGACUACCCCCUCAUCGACAAUGACCCACAUUUUCGGAGAGUAGUGGGAUAUGCCCGCCCAUCAGACUACGUCCACGGUACCGUAGCCGCCGCGGCCGGUCCGGGUCUCCUCCUAGCGAUGGAGAAGUUUGCGCCCUCGCAAGUCGGUCGAGGUGGUUUCGUACGAGCGCUGCGUCUAUCUGGUGCGAUUGGUGUGAUUGGUGGAUUCCUAUACUUCUACCAAAGAUCGUGCCUACGAUUUUACGGCAUGUCUGAGAACUCCCGCGAAGUAGAGAUGGACAUGCGAGAGAUGGUCGACAAGGUGAAGGCUGGGCAACCGCUAUACGGCGUUAGCUCCGUGACGCCACACAUGCAGGGCGUAGCCGCCCGGCAGUCGAGGUACUCGGCACUAUUCUUUGCCGUAUUGCCCUGGUUCAACUUCGUCAACCACAACCAGCACGGUGUUGACACCGCCAAGUACUACCUGCGUGCCGAGCAGGAGCUGGAAGCUGAGAGGUUGGGCAAGAGCACUAGCUCGUGAGUUGGGAGAAGAGUGCGAGAGGAAACGGUGAAGCGAGGAGGGAGGAGUUGCGGUUGUGUACAUAUCCAUCACCGAUAUUCGUCUGCUGGUAGACACUAGCCAGAGCUCAGAACGGCUCCGAAGACGACAUGAAAUGCAAAAUUUAACACUUCA
Messenger RNA from Annulohypoxylon truncatum, 781 nucleotides. RefSeq names its product NADH-ubiquinone oxidoreductase 21 kDa subunit. The transcript has 4 exons. Bases 59 to 628 code for a protein of 189 amino acids. NCBI's taxonomy places the organism in Eukaryota, Fungi, Ascomycota, Sordariomycetes, Xylariales, Hypoxylaceae. The record is from RefSeq and is a predicted model, not a curated record.